This is a messenger RNA of Zymoseptoria tritici IPO323, 1888 nucleotides long. RefSeq lists its product as uncharacterized. Lineage: Eukaryota; Fungi; Ascomycota; Dothideomycetes; Mycosphaerellales; Mycosphaerellaceae. The record is from RefSeq and is a predicted model, not a curated record. Gene Ontology annotation, cellular component: actin cortical patch. Bases 119 to 1693 code for a protein of 524 amino acids. The transcript is spliced from 2 exons. Gene Ontology annotation, molecular function: phosphatidate phosphatase activity.
AAAUCAUCCAGGCACUGCACCGGGUUUCACGUUUCAUAGCUGAGUCGCGUUCACUUCCACCAGCUUGACAGCUUCCUGGACUUUUCCUCCCCGACCACAGCGUGUCCUCUCAAUCAUCAUGGCGACGUUCACUCUUCGCGCGCUGGUUCUCCCGGCGUCCCUCUUGAGCCUUCUUGUCUCCGCCGGACCUGUUCCCAACUAUGAAGAUCCUCAAGAUCCUCUCAUCACUCCAUCGCCAGUACUCAACUAUCCCAGCAGGACUCACCAGAACCUCCGCCGCGACAUCAUCUCAGACAUCAAGUCCGGCGCCCAAGGCAUCGCAUCAGAUGUUCAGUCGGGUGUCGAUGGCGUCCUAAGCGAUCUGGGCAAUGUUCCCUCAUAUGUAGCCUCGGGCAUUCCAAACUUUUUCCAGAAUUUCCCGACUGGAGAGUCCGUGGUCAGUUCGUUGGGUUUGAACGAUGAGCAGCUGGCAGCGGUCCCGACGCAGGCUUUGAACAUCCCUCCUUAUGCGAACUAUACCGAGCAGGGCUGGAACGUCAGGUUUCACGGCAACAUCUACAAGCAGCCCAACAUCACCGAAGAGAAGCUCAAUGAUCUCGCAAACAUCUUCCUGAUUGACACAUCCGUCGAAAAGCUGCCAGAUUCCCAGGCUGACAUGGCUCGGAAUGUGACGGCGUCGAUCUUUGUCGUGCAACAAGACACUGUCAACGUCUCAACCAUUGAAGUUGGCCCAUUCGAGGGUGGUGCCGGCGAGACUCAACAAGUGACUCUCCCGUACAAGACAACAGACCAAGGCGACUUCGACGUCUUCCUUCCGAUCAACAGCAACGGCCUGAUGCGCGGAAAUGAAACCCAGCAGAUCCAAAAACUGAGCACCUUCGUCAGCAACACUACCGAGGGCAAUGCCACAGCCUACCUCGUUCCGGACGAAGGCAUCACCGUCAUUAGUGACAUUGACGACAUUCUCCGCAUUACCAAAAUCUACGAUCCGAAGGAAGGUCUCCUCAACUCCUUCGCGCGUCCCUUUGUCGCCUGGGAGAACAUGCCCGAAAUCUACGCCAACUGGUCCUCCAGCUUGCCCAACGCGCAUUUCCACUACCUGACCACUCUGCCCGAGCAAGUCACGCGAACGUAUGAGGAGUUCAUUUACAACACAUACCCGGCAGGAAGCUUCGACACCCGACCGCUGAACUUCUCCGAUAUCAGCGCGACGCUGAGCAUUCGCGAGUUUUUGUUGACGAAGAUCUUCGAGACUUUCCCGAAGCGGAAGUUCGUGCUCGUCGCGGACACGUCCAACAGCGAUGUCAUGAAAGACUACCCCAAAAUGGCAAAAGACUACCCCGACCAAGUCCAAUGCAUCUUCCUCCGCAACACCACCGCAACCGACUCGUCCGACCGCUUUCCCUACGACACCUCCGGCUUCGAAGACCUCGACCAGAAGAAGUACAUGUUCAUCGUACACGCCAACGACCUCAUGGGUGUGAAUAUCGCCGGCGAUUCGUGCUACAAUACGAGCGUGGCGCAGAAUUUGACGUUUGGAUAUCAGGGUCUGCCGUUGGGCUUGGGCAAGGAGCCGACGGUCAAUGGAAGUGCGAACGGGCAGGGCAAGAAGGGCGCCGCUGCGAGGGAGAGCGGCAACCUUGGCUGGACACUCUUGCUGGGAUUGGGAGUUGUAGGAUGGCAGUUCUUGUAAAGGGUGGGAGAGAGAUUGAUGAUGGUGUGAGUAUUUGCAUUAGCGAGCUGCAUUAGUGUGUUUGCGAAGGGAGGAGCAGCGACAUAACUUAUCGACAGAGAAACGCAUAUAGUUCGGAAAUCUGAUGUUCGGGGCCUGAGGCUCAAAGCAGAAAGCAAGCUGAGUCCGAGAUCUUUCCACCCCUUCCGAAAUCAC